Messenger RNA from Candidozyma pseudohaemuli, 5655 nucleotides. RefSeq names its product guanine nucleotide exchange factor DCK1 (gene DCK1). The transcript has a single exon. Gene Ontology annotation, molecular function: small GTPase binding; guanyl-nucleotide exchange factor activity. Bases 1 to 5655 code for a protein of 1884 amino acids. Lineage: Eukaryota; Fungi; Ascomycota; Pichiomycetes; Serinales; Metschnikowiaceae. The record is from RefSeq and is a predicted model, not a curated record. Gene Ontology annotation, biological process: small GTPase-mediated signal transduction. Gene Ontology annotation, cellular component: cytoplasm; plasma membrane.
AUGUCGUGGACUCCAACCGAGGAGUUUUUCCACGGUCGUAUUAUCAAACCGUUUCUCCCCUUUGAUAAGCACCCCAAUUUGAAAAAUGACAAUUUCCGUAACUUGUACCCUGGUGAUGAAGUUUUCGUUUUUGAAACCAAGCAAUCCAGAUGGGCUCGUGGCUAUUCCUUGACCAGACCUUUCCCCAGUGACUUCACCAUCACUUCUGUCAACUUGGACGAAUUGCCUGGUCUCAACAGGAAGAUCGUGGUGUUUCCUUUGAAGUACAUGAAGGUGGUUGAACGCGUGCCUUUGAACAUGAUCAAUGCCGCUGAUGACUUCAAUAAUGUCCAUCAGAGCAACAACAUGGCUCCUACUUUGAGGGAAACUGAGCAGUAUGUGGAAACUGCCACCAGUGAUCCAAGUGAUGUGGCUAAUGGUACCAAUGGAGGCAGAAAGGUUCAACCUCCUCCCUUGCCAUUUGAAACAUUCACUUUUGCCAACGACUUGGUCGAGGAGAUCACGUACACUUUGAACUUGCUCACCUCCCACCUCUAUGCCAUGUACUCGAUUGGCGAGUUCCGUUUGUUCCAGAAACUCACCCAGCUUUACCACGAUUUGGAUGAAAUCAGAGUGAAAUUGACCCAUGGCGAUUUGACCCGCAACGAAGUCCAGUUCACUGAAGAGACUGCCAACCAUUUGUUGAGCUCCAUCCCCAAGCAGCUUUCUUCCAAGGCUGCUAGAAUCAACGACAAGUCUUAUGAUUUGGACAAUAAGGGCACUGACGUCAAUGGUUACAAGGCCAUCUUGGCUAGAGAUGCAUUUACUGGUGAUUUGUUGGAUUCCAGAAACUCCAAUCCCUCGAUUAUGGCUCUCUACCAGCAGUUGUGUGCUUUGCUUCCUAAGUUCCCAAUUAACGCUCAUAACAAGCGGGACGAGUACAUUCUCGAUGCUACUCCAAAUAAGAAGCUUACUCACGGAAGUCCCUCCCAUAUUUUGGUGGACUUCAAGUCGGUGAGUGGUUCUUCUCAGUACCAGCCUCCAGGAUUCGCCGGGAUGAUUGCGUACAUGUACGUGAGAAACACCCAGAGAAGAUUGACAGAGGCAUUCGCUGUUCAUACAGACACUGUUGAUGAGUUGGUUUUCGUGGAGAAGAUCAGUGCCGCUUUGUUUAGAAACAUUCCCGCUAGUGAAGUGGAAAACAACAGGGUCUACUUGGUGGCUGUUUUAGUUGAGCAGCUUGACUUGAAGAUCAACGAUGCAAGCGCCAAGAUCGAACGUAUCAACAAGGGUGUUGCUGCUGGUGUCACUGACAUCACCAGAAUCUUCUCGAGAAACCUGGGCUCUUUGACUUCAGGCGAAUCUCACCAGUUCUCCAUCAACUUGUUCGGUUCUCACAUUUCCCAUAAGAGAACCGUUGAUACCUCCAGAAUCGAUAACAACGGCUGGGGUGAGUUGGUCGACAGAAUUAUCAAGGGCUCCAACCACGGUAUUGCCGUGAACCCAAGAGCUGAAAAGUUGGUUGUGACUGUCAAGGAGUUCAGACAUCAGCUCACUGACGAUUCGCCUGACGAGGAGAAUUUCCACUCCACUAAGGUCGAUGCUUCGAUGAAAACAGCUCCAAUCGCAAAGAUCAAACCUAUCUUCUACGACCCUCUUGCUGAGAAUUAUGAGCGUAUCUACCUCAAGAUGGGCAAGGUCACUUUACUCAACCCAUUGAACAGAGACGAUUUGUUGACCUUCGAAGUCAGUGCUCCCAACAACGAUUCCAUUACUUUCGCCAAGGCCUCGAAUCAGAUCGAGAAGCCAAAGUGGCAGUUCGUGUCUGUAUGUACUCACGAAGUCAUUGGUGAGAUUGUCAAAGUCAAUGGUAUCUCAUUCAAGAACUCGACUCGCAAGCCCACCAAGCUGGACUCUCUCCAUCUCGCCUUGUACAUCAACGGUGUAUUGGCUGGUCAUGCUGAGAUCAUGUACAAAUCAGGUAACCGCUUGGUGGAGUUUAACAAACCAAGUGCCCAGGUCGUGGAUGUGGUUUCGUUCUCUACUAAGAAGACACUUGCCCAACUCGAAAUUCACACAACGUACAUUGGUAAGGUCUUCAACACUGAGAUCGCCAUUGACAACUUGUUCCAAAACAAUCGUUUCUUCGUUGGCACUCAGGCUGGUUUGAACGAUCUUACCCAGACUUUGCUUGACUUCUGCAAAUUGGACAUCGCCUCGUUGGUCAAGUUCUUUGCUGAAGCCAUGACCCGUUUGUUUGAAAUCAUCGACAGAUGUUUGUCUGCCAACGAUGGCCUCAACUACGAAAUAGUCUUGAACACCACCUUCAAGGCUUUGGUACAUUUGCUCGACACCAACUUUGGUAAGCGUGAUCAGUACUUGUUCAUGUUCGAUACCUUCUUGGAGGACUACAAGAAAUCACCAAAGCUUGGUCUCUUCUUGUUGGACAAAAUGGCCGAAGUGUUCACCCUUGCUGAGUCUAACUGGAACGCAAUGUCCAGAUCUGUUUGCCGUAUUCUCGUUUUGCUCACAAGAUUGGCUCUCGACCCUGUUUCUGAAGUCUCCGACAAGACAAAGUAUUUGGAAGAUAUCAACAAGCUCUUUGUCAGUGCAUCUCGCUUCCUUCAACUCCAAAACCCAGCUCUCAUCAAUGAUCAGAUUUUGGUAAUGGAGUUGGUGGAUUUUGUUAUGGCUUAUGAGACAGACUUUGAGGACUUCAAAUUAUUGGCAUUGGUUGUCAGGUUUAUCGACUCCAUCAGCUUCAGAGGGCUUGGUGUUGAUGAUGAAAGUAUCAACCAAAAGAAGACGACUGCCAUCCUCAAGGAUCAUCGUUUCGUAAUGACUAAGUUGCUCGUCAUUUACAGACUUUUCAGCAACAAGGUGUCUCGUGACAUCAACCAUUUCCAGUUUUUGGUUUCUCGUUCAGUUACUUGGUGUAUGGAAAUCUUCCUCGGCCCAAUUGAUGUGGACGCCUCUAGACUUGCUUGUUCUAUCAUGAACUGUGUCUGUACUUUGGUUUAUUCGAAUCUCGAUAAUGACGACGUCAAAGAAAUUGCUAUGACCUUGUCGAAGUUCAUCUUCCCAUUGGCCAGAACCUUCAUUCGCUUCAACAAGUUCACCAGAAGUCAUAGCUAUUUCGAGCCAAAGAAGGCUUUCACCGCUCUCUUCCCUUCAACGUACCCGUUCAAGGAAAUUUUCCUCGACAGUGUUGUACCUGAGGAGGUUGUGGUUGAAAUUCUUGUGGAGUUGGCUGCGAUCAUCUCCUUUAUUUGUCAAAUCGAGAAGACUGUGACAUGCGACGAGCGCUUCAGCCACUUCUUGAGUUUGGAAGACGACUCGUUUUUCGACUCCUCUAAGUACUUGUCGAAGAACGGUUGGAAUGAAAACGUCCUUACCGUUUUGCAGGCUAUUGCGCUUAUGAGACAGGGCAAGUACUUCCCUGAAGACAAAUGGCUUUCAUUGUAUGGUACCAUUGCAGAGAGCAGUUUGCUGUGCUUGGAGAUGCUCAAACCUUUGAUGGUGGCCAGCGCCAUUCCUAGCAUCGAAACCCCCGAGCAGUUUGAUAGAUCAAUCUGGGGUAGCUACCUCAAGGCAUUGUUGAAAUUGGCUGCAUUGCAACCAGUUUCCAUCGAGCACUUAUCGACAAUUCCAAGAAAAGCUUGUCACCAGAUCACUGGUGAUAUGAGAGACAGAAUUGCUGAUAUCAUCAACGAGGUGUGGGAUGCCUUGGCCUGGAAUGCAACAGAGGGUGACGUGGUGAGGUUCAACCUUACUAAAUUUGGUGGAUACCAGGUUGAAUUCAUCAACAGUGACUACGGAGUGUUGCAAGACUUGAUGCUCUUCUCUUUGCAGAGAAACCAGGCUUGUCAGAUUGUGAGUAUCAAGAUGUUGUGGUCCAUUUUGGUUUCUGAGCAUGUCUUGAGCAACUCCAUUGUCGAUGUGGAAAAAGAGUGCUUGACAGGGUUGUAUAAUAUCUACAACAGAAACGCUUACAAGCCAGGUGUUCCUGAGCAGACAAGUCUUAUUGAGAGAAUGAAGACUACCAUUCGUUUGGAUCGCGAGGAUGUUGCAUACCCUAUCGUGGUAAAGUUCAUCUCCAAUAUCUCCGAUUUCAUUGCUGUCUUGAAUGACUUCAACAGUGUUCCUGUGGGUGCAGAGUUUGAAGACGACCGUACAUUCCACAAGUUGAACAUUAAUGCUUACUUGAAGCAGGCCAACAGACCCGAGUUGUUCCACUCUUUCAUCAACCAGAUGUACGAAGACAAUCUCAGAAAGAAGGACUACGUGCAAGCUGCAUUGAGUUUGGAGCUUUUGUCUUCGACUUACAGUUGGGAUCACUACCUGAUCCAGCCUCCAUCUUACAGGCCCAAGUUCCCAGAGCAGUCUUCCUUUGAUCGUAAGGAAAGUAUUGUGAAAUUGAUUGCUCACAACUACGUCAAGGGUAACAGUUUGGAAAGAGCCAUUGACAUUUACAACGAGCUUCUUGCCGCUUACAAUGAGCACACCUAUGAUUUGAAGAGUUUUGCUUUUGUUCACAACAAGUUGGCUAAGCUUUACUUGGAUUUGGAAGCCUCUGAUAAAUUGAGUCCUUCUUACUUCAGAGUGGCCUUCAUUGGUGCUGGUUUCCCUGCUAAUAUCAGAGGUAAAGAUCAGAUUUUGGAAGGCCAGCCAUUCGAGCACAUCACUUCUGUUCACGAGAGAAUGUUGAAGAUGUACCCUGGUGCCAGAAUCAUCACCGAUGACGAGCAAGCUCGUGAACUCAGAAGCAAGAACCAGACCGGAAGGUACUUGCACAUUAACGUCGUGGAACCUGUUUAUGAGAUUUCGGACAAAUUGCUCAAUACCUCUAUCGGUGUGAGACAGUAUGUCAAGAACAAGAACUUGAGAUACUUCUCCUCGCUCAAGAAGCUCAGUGGUGCCACUUCUGUGUUUGACUUAUGGACUGAGGAAAUCACCUACGAAACAAGUCUCUCUUUCCCAACUUUGAUGAACAGAAGUGACAUCAAGGACUCGAAGGUGGUGAGAUUGUCGCCCUUGGACAAUGCCAUCAGAUCUAUCAUGACAAAGAACGACGACAUGCUGCAGUUGGAGAGCAUGAUCAAUAUUGCUAUCAAGGAGAAGGUCGAGUACACAUCCUUGUUGAGUGAUUUGAGCAGACACUUGGCUGGUACUGUUGAUGCACCAGUAAAUGGUGGUGUGGGUCAGUACAGAGCAUUCUUCGAGGAUCCUCGCUACGCUGGCAAGCCUCAAUUUGCAGACAGUGUGAGACUUUUGCGUAAUGCUUUUAACGACUUGACCAUGGUCUUGAGUAGAUGUUUGCACCUCCAUGGAGUGUUGAUCCUGCCCACCUUGAGGGCCUCUCAGACUGCGUUAGUGGAGUCGUUCAAGCUCAACUUUAAAGACGAAAUUGCCGCUUUGAAAAUCAACACAAACUACGAGUCUCAAAGUUACGACUUCUCCAGCAACACGCACACCAGAGACCGCCAAGUCUCGGACAGACAAGCAAAUUCGUCUACGAACGGAUCGACCUUACAGCGUUCUGUGAGCAGACUGUCGAGGCUGUCUUCUACACCAUCCAACUCCACCGACCCCAGUCUUCUGAACAGUUUCUCUUCAAGUCAAACAGGCCCCAAGCAAAAAAGAACUGCUCUUAACUGGAGAAAUGUUGCCCAUUAA